AUGACUGAAGGAAAAGACAUUUUAUACGAAGUUAAAGACAAAUUCGCCAUCAUCACUUUAAACAACCCAAAAGGUCUAAACUCCUUAACAAGUGAUCAGUAUUUAUUAUUAGGUGUUUUAAUGGAAAGAGCAAAUAGUGAACCAAAUACAAUUUUCACAUUUAUAAGAUCAACAGGAAGAUAUUUCAGUUCAGGUGCAAAUGUCAAGAGUGCAACAUUUGCAGGUGGUUUAGAUGGUGAUGAAAUUUCCAAGAAGAAUUAUUGGUUAUCAAAUUUUACUGCAAGAAAUGCUUAUUUAACUACAAUUUUCCAUGAUCAUACUAAAGUUAUUAUAAGUGCUUUAAAUGGACCUGUUGUUGGAUUAUCAAGUGCUCUCGUCUUGUUGUCUGAUUUCAUCUAUGCUAUUAAUGAUGAUGUUUUCCUCUUAACACCAUUUGCUAACUUGGGGUUAGUUAGCGAAGGUGCAGCAGCUGCUACAUUAUUACAAAGAGUUGGAUUAAGUACUGCAAAUGAAGCUUUAUUAUUAUCAAGACCUAUCCCUGCAAAGAGGUUAUAUGAACGUGGAUUAAUUAAUAAGAUUUAUAAUUUAAAAGAUACUGAAAAAUUUAAUGAUUUAGUUUUGGAAGAAUUUUGGUCAAGUGCCAAAGGAUUAGAAUUUCAAAGUAUUUUGGAAAUUAAACAAUUGAUUAAAGAUAAUUAUUUACAAGAUUUACAAAGUACAAAUUCUAAAGAAGUUAUCUAUGGUAUGCAAAAAUGGGUUCAAAAUAUUCCACAAAAUAGAUUUAAACAAGUUUCACAAAAGAAGAUUAAACAUAAAUUAUAA
This is a messenger RNA of Hansenula ciferrii, 822 nucleotides long. It is a transcript of the gene ECI1, whose product is annotated as dodecenoyl-CoA isomerase. Gene Ontology annotation, biological process: fatty acid beta-oxidation. Gene Ontology annotation, cellular component: peroxisomal matrix. NCBI's taxonomy places the organism in Eukaryota, Fungi, Ascomycota, Saccharomycetes, Phaffomycetales, Wickerhamomycetaceae. The record is from RefSeq and is a predicted model, not a curated record. The transcript has a single exon. The coding region runs from base 1 to 822 and encodes 273 amino acids.